AUGCCGUAUGCAAAUAAAAGAAAAGCGAAUAUUGAAAAACUGUUAAAACAAGAAGCGAGUAAAUGCCAAAAGGUAUCGGAUUUCUUCACAAAGAACGAAAAUGCAAGAACAUCGUCAUCGACAUCGUGCGAUACAAACGUUGAGAAGGAGUCAGAACAAUUAUUAAAUAUGGCGCCAAUUGAAGUGGAAAGCGAAGUACAAGGCACUGCAGCUACUGAAGGCACUGACCAAGGAGAACCUCGUAAAGACAAUGAACUGAAUGAAGUGGAUUUUGAUAUUCGAAAUUCAGAUAGGGAAGGUAAUGUUCAAUUUGUUCAUACACGGGCUCCUUCGAAUAAUAUUCCAAGCAAUACUACACCUUCGACCUUAUCGUCAACAAGCUCUGAAAAUAUAAACAGCAUUACUUUGGUUACAACAAGUGACGUUGGUUUGCCAAUAAGCACAGCAAACACAUCGUCAACGCAAAUGACUACUGAAACCACUACUGAGUAUUACAGAGGCUACCCAUUAAACCUAAAAGCACUUCUAGGAAAAUUUGGAGAUGGUGUACUAUCUCAAUAUUAUGAACGAAGUAGAGUUUCAACGCAGAAUCGCCAGAAAGCUAGGGGUUUUGUCAAGUGUUGCAUCUGUGGUGAAUUCGAAGAGGAAGCAAAGCGCUUUUCAGCUAAUGGUAGAGUGUACAUGGCACAAGGUGUGCGUUGUGAUGGGAAGAAAAAGAUACAAGAUGUAAUUGAUCAUCUACUGGGGCCUUCACAUAGAGCAGCUCAAGAAAAGAAACAGCUAUCCAAGUUGUGGCAUGCCAAAGACAAACGUCACCCAUUUAUUAACUUGGCAACAAAAAGUGAUCCAACAGUUUUGAAGACCUUGACUGAAAUGGCAGUAGAGGUCUAUAAUGACAGUAAAUCUUUGACUUUAGCUGCCUGGUCAUGGCCAGGUAGAUCUCUUGCUAAUUUACAUGCACAACAACAGUUUAGGUCUUUAACUGACAGUGACAACGUACAAAGUUUUAUCCCGUUUAAACCAAGUGGAGAGGAACUUCAUUAUAGGGAUCCAAUGCAUUAUGCAGAAAUGUUGGAGAUAAUAGGAGAUACAGAGAGAAAGCACCUUAGAGAAGAACUCCAGAACUGUAUUUGUUUUGCUGCACAAAUGGAUGGUUCUGUCGAUGCUAGGCAACACGAUAAGAAAUUUAUAUUUGUUCCAUUCAAUACACCCGAGGACCCUCUUUCUAUUAAGACAAGAUUUGCAAGUGCAAGUGCAAGGGAAAGAACCAAGCGUGGUGCUGAAGGUUUGUGUUCUGCCAUGACAAACUGUUUUGAUGACAUGGGCCUUUCUAAAGAAUGUUUGCAGUCAAAAUGUGUUGGGAUGAGCACCGAUGGAGAGUCUGCAAACACUGGUAAGGAUUCUGGACUGUGGGCUAGAGUUGAAAAUUAUGUUGGUCGUUCAACAAGAAAUAUCUGGUGUGCAUGUCACCGAUCAGACUUAGCAAUGGAAGAUGUGAUGAGGUAAUAAUAAUAAUAAAUUAAUAAUAAUAAAAUGAUGAUUACAAUAUUUCAUUAGGAAGUCCACUCACAAAAGAGAUUUUAAGUGAAGCCCUGAGCAAAAAAAGAUAAAAAAAUAAAUUAUAAGGCUAUAUUAAUGUUAACAUUUAUAAUGUCUUAGGUUGGUACCUGAACUGAAAAUCUGGCUUUCCAAUGUAACGGAAGUAGCUACUUAUUACCGCACAUCAGGCCUAAGGACUAAGGAGUUGAAGACCAUAAAACCAGACAUGAGAAGUUUUCCUCCUCAUCAUGAGGUAAGGUUUGCUCAACAUCUUGUUCAACUUUGUGGAGCGAUACUAUUCAAUUUAGAUGGAUGUUUAAAGCACUGGCGAAAGAUUUGUGAUGCUCCUCGAGAAUAUAAUACCAAGGAGGUAUCGUCUGCAAAAGGAUUUUUAAAGUUGUGGCAACCAACAGGAGUGCAAGCAUGGCUAACUGCUGUUAUGGUGGACACAUGCUGUAUCUUCAGAUAUAUUGAAAAAGAAGCCCAGAAACCUGGCAUUAUCAUUCCUGAUAUCUUGAAGUACAGAUAGUUAGUAAGUUACUUUGUUUAUAGAAAACAAAUUGAACUCACUCUUAUUUGAGUUCUUUAACAAAGGUGUAUUAUUCAUUACAUUGUAUGUUAUUUUACUGCACAUAGGUGGGCAGGAGGAGUUAUUAACAAAGAAGAUGCAGAACUGCAUCCAGAGAAUGAUGAAGCAGUGGAUAAUACACCAAGAAGGACACACAACACCAAUGUGACAACGUUUCGUAGAGGAAAACAACCUAUCAGGCAAGAGGUUAUUGAUUCUUCAAGGAAUUUUCUCCAGGUAAAAUGAGAUAAAUAGGUAAUCUCAUAUCUGUUUAGCAAUCAGGUCACACCAUAUAAAGUUUUUAAUUACUAUUACCUAUAUUUUUUAUGUAUAUCAUUAUCAUGUUUAGACCAGGCUCAACGAGGAACAAACAGAAAUUGUAACAACCAUUAUCAACUUGACCUCAGCAAAACGUGCAAUUGAAUUCAUCAACAUCAGAAUCAGUGAUAAACAAGCAUUUAUUGAUGCAGUUUUAGAAAAUUUUACGGAAAUGCUUCCUGAUACACAUAUUCCUGCAAGAGACUAUGGUGUGAGACUCUACCAAAUGCUAAGGGGCAGCAAACAACCUGUGACCAAGUUUUUGUCAGGUUUUUGUGUUCUCUGCCCUCACAGUAUGACGGUGGAAAGAUGUGUGUCAACGUACAACAUGUUAUUCUCCAACCUGAGAAUGGUCACAUCUGAAAAAACACUGAAUGAUAGGGUAUUGAUUCACUGGGAUGGAGUGCCAACAUCUCAGUUUGACCCCAGUCCUAUGGUGCAAGAAUUUCUACAGAAAAAACAGAGGCGAAUGAAUCUUCCUAAUCUGAGUUCAUAUGCGGAACGUGACUUCGUAAAGAAGUUUUUUACAUCGGACUGCUGAUUGAUAGAUUACAUGUAUAUAGUGGUAUACUGUAUAGAUGAGUUUCACUAGCUGCCUGGCAAUUAUAUAUAAGUGAGAAAAAGGUGUGUUGACAACUUGACAUUAUUUUCUAAAUUUGACCAUCAUCUGCUGCCCUAGAGCGAAACCCAUAUUUAAGCUAGUAGCCGCAAUUUUAUAGACUUUAGUAGAUUUUUUUCAGGUCCCCUUUUUACAUUAUUUUUGGUCCCUUGGGAAAGAUGUCCCACCCAGUUACAUAUCCUUAAAAGAGGCCCUGGAAACACUAGCUGUUGUACAAAUUAUUUUAUGGAAUAAAAGUCACUCACCUAUGCUAUUUUAAUAUUGUCAGCAACACUAUGACUCAAUUCGUCAACAUGUUUUACAGAUAAAUGAUCAUCUACAAGACUUUUAUAGUUUAAGAUUGAGAGUGUUUCGUCAGCCAUCCCCUCUUAGUUUUGUUACAAUUUGAAUUCAAGUUCUUACAAGAACGAUAUAACGUUCGAACUUGUGUCCAGCUUGAGCAGCGGGAGUUCAGCGGCCAAUCAGCCGUCCAACCAAACCACCCAUCCAUUGUUUCAUUUGCCAAGUAUGUGUCGAACUAGGUAAGGAUCGAACGUAUGCAGAAGAUACAAGUUUGACAUUGACUUCGGCACGUUGGAACUUCAAUGUAUGGUUGAAAAAUAUAUAUUUCAUAUCAAACAAUAAUAACAGGCUAACAAGCUAUCCUUGGACACAUUGAAAACUGUGUAAAUAGUAAUACGUUCCAGGCAAAAAUUAUCAUCUUUGGACACAUAAUUGUCAUAUCAAUUGAUCAGUUGACGCAACCUCCUCUCUUAAGUAUUAGUAGUCAUGCUCAAGUAAAUAAACCACAAAAAUAUGGCGACCGUGUAAACACGGAAUGAGAGAUUAUACUUGUAAUCAUUGAAAUAUUUCGGUUGUUUCGGCAGUUUUUAUUGAAAUUUUUCAGCAUAAUCAGUAAUAUGAUACUUUAUUUCCCAUCAUCCCCUGCGCGCAUAAUUUAAAAGCUGGAAUUGCCUAUUGAUGUAUAUAAAUUGCAAUUUUGAAAGAAUUUACGUGACGCUACCUUAUCCAUUCAUCUGCAGAGGUUUGCAAGCUCGUAAUUUUACAGCUUUUAAUCCCCCCCCCCCUCCCUCUCCAAUUAGAUACAUAGAAAUUAUGUACACUACAGGGUGAAUAAAUUCGGGUAGAUAAAUUUGUGAAUAAAUUUGCGUAGUUUAAGGUGUGCCUUACGUCUUCCGCAGGCCUUUCAAAAAUGUAAAUUGGUGGGAAACGAACGGAAAGGCCUGCGGAUUAAUUUUCCAAGAUGGCGGAAGCCACCAGAAAAUUAUAAUUAUAUAUCAUUUAUAUCAGAUCAAUAUUAUUAUUAAAGUCGUUAACUAUGGGCUCUUUCCAUUUAAUGGCCUGACCGGUCAGACCCGAAUUCUUUUCCCUGCAUCAAUGGAAAGAUCUGGUCUACGUUUCUCAAAUAUCGUGCGAAAAUGGACCUCAUUCUAAUGUUAUCUAAAUUUUCGGGUCAGAAUGGUCCGAAGCCCAAAUGUCUUGUGUUCAAUUCAACAAUUUGACCGUUCUAACCAGUCUGGCCGUGUUAAUGGAAAGCGCCCUAUUUAUAAUAUAGACCCGCUUUUCGUAUCGUCAAUAUACAAAAGCAGUAAAAACUGAGCAAACAAGCACACAUUGAUGUAUAAACAGAAGCAGAUAAAUAUAAGUUUAUUUGCAUAUUAAAUUCCAACAGACAAGUACGCUUUUAUAUAACACGUCGUAUGUCAGGUUUAUUCACGAAAUUUAUUCCAUUUAUAUUUGUCUUUCAUACAGUGUAACUAUUUAAAUGCAUGUGUAUACAUAGUCAUAACCGGCAUCCCAUUUGACCAAAUGAUAGGUUCACGACGUCUAUAUCCCUGUCGCUUCUGCUUGUAAAACCCGCUUCCAUUCUUUGAACCUUCUCGUCGCUUUUAUCCGCCUUAAUUAACUGCGAAGAUGUAUUUAGAAAAUACUCGCAAAACAAGAUUGCUAAAGAUUGGCAGACGAUGUGCAAUAUUUUUGAAGAAAUUUGUUCCAACCGAGUAAUCGACACUAAAAGCCAAGUAAUCGACAUGUUAUUCAGAAGGCACUACAGCUACGCAAGCCUUUGUCUCAAAUUUGAAAUUUCAACCUGCGAACGGGCAUACUCAUUACGGGCUGCAUGGCCUGCGGAAGGGAUAGGGGUAUAGUCUGCCAGUAUAUAUAUUUUACCACCGAAACAACACUUUAAAAAUCGCUAGCCCACAGAUAUGGAAGGCUUAAGAACACAUUUUUUCAGCAUUUUGAAAAGAGUAUAUGCAAGAAAUAAAUUAUAGAUGAAUAAUAUCAAUAAUGCGAGUGGAAAAUUAUCCGAGAAAGGAUAAUAUCGAAAACUAGGACAUUAUAUGCAUCCAAUUGUUUGGUACUGUACGUUGAUAGUUCAUAAAACACCUUCUAAAUUUGCAAUCUAUGAAUUCAACCUUCCCUGUUGGUGCGCAAAGCAUUUUUAAUGUGCUUUUUUUAACAACCUCCAGCACUCACAAACUUACUUUUAAAAUUAAUUUUAGAAGUAAAGAUACUAGCAGACCCCAGCACUUGCAUAACGUUUCCCUAUAUUUUGUUGGACUUGCAGUUAAUUCGCGAAAAUUCCAAACUGUGCACUUCUUGUACACUAAGCCCGGUAUUACAGGGACCUACUCACUCGUAAAAAGAUGGUUGUGGUAUUUUACAGUAAUUUUGUGGUAAAAUUAUUUUUUGAUAUGUACACGGUAAAAUGAAAAGAAUAUAUUAAUUUAAGAUUGGCUAUUAAUGUAUAAUAAUUCUAAUUCUUUCUAUUUUGUAUUCUGGACAACAGGAACUUAUGAAAACGAAAGAAACUCGUCGACGGAAAAAAUUCAGUUUUCGAAACUUAGAUGGUAAUGGAUCAGCUAAUUAUCCUGCGGAUGAGGAUUUCAGCUAUUUAUAUAUUAUAUAUAAAGCAUUUCAGCCAUUUAUAUAUAUAUAUAUAUAUAUAUAUAUAUAUAUAUAUAUAUAUAUAUAUAUAUAUAUAUAUAUAUAUAUAUAUAUAUAUUACAAUGCUAGACUAGAAAAUACAUGCAUGCAGAAGCCCUCGCCUUGCUGACAAAACCGUUGUAUUUUCCGGACAUGAAGUAUCUAAUGUAGUUGUCAUGGUAACACGAUAAUUUUUUAAGAAUAUUCUUACAAAUGAAAAAUCGCCUAAAAUAUCACUUUUAAUUACAAAUUGAUCAAUUUCCCAACAUUUUUAUGUUAGGUGUAUAUUAUACGUAAUAUAAGCUUCGAUUUAAGGUAAAAUUCAACCACAAUUAACGCUUCGCAAAGUGUUCUUUAUAAAACUAAACUGCCUUUAAUUAAAUGGCUUUGUCGAUAAACUUUGAGUUUGCAAUAAAAUGAUUUCAAAUUCUCGCCUGCUAACUUUGCUUUCUUUUUUAUUUAUAAAAUUCAAUAUAAUUGUGGCCAGGUUGAAUAAACUGUAGAGAGACUCAGAGACACCUUAAUAGUUGUUGUUAGUUAACUUCCUGUUAUGAUCACUUCCUGUGACGUCAUGAACACGCCAUGCUGCAAAAUGCAGUUGAACAAAUAUAAAAGCUAUUUCAAUUUUCAAAAGAUAUUAUUCAGUAUUUUAUCGUCAAAGAAACAUUUAUAUCGAAGAAAAGAACAACAGUAAAAGGGAAUUAACAUUCUCGGGCAGUUGCCCGGUAAGUUAACGUUAUUAUCCAGUAAUUAUAGAAGUAUUGCUGUCUUAUAAUCAUGUUAAAGUUAUAAAAAUAUACGCAUGAAUAUAUUAAUCGUAAUAGCUGUUGAAGUAUGGUCAUUUUGAGUAAUUUAUGUAAAUAGUUCUUUAGAACGGUGCAUGAUUUGUCUUAAGUUUGACAUUAUAGACGGAUAUAUUUAUGGUUUCAUCAACUUUUGGGAGAUAUAUUACUUUGUAUUUGAUAAAUCGGAAUGUUUAUUGUAGGAUACAGGAAGUGUGUAUUUUAAUAUUUUGUUUACUUAGUUAUAUUGCAUUAACUUUUAUAGCUUGUAACCGUCGCCCUCGUAUUUUGGGGUACAUGUUCAAAAUAAAAGAAAAUUAUAAACAGUUUUCACGAAUCUAUUAUGUCCCGGCCACAUUUGGCGUAGUCGGCAGGAUUAUUUUGAACAUUCGUGCAGUAAAAUGUUAAAAUACUAUGUCUGAUGAGGAGCAAAACGAGGGCGGCGAUGUUGCUGAGGCAACGGCCCAAGGCGGUGAGGACAACUCUUCAUUGGAAACCUUAAUGGCUGAAAUCGAAAAGUUAAAAAAUGAGAAUAAACACACAAAACAAGCACUUUCAGCAGUAACUGUUAGCCAGGGCGAGGCUAGUACUUCAAAUAAGAAUGCACCAUCUAGUCCAGCACAGACACCCCAAGUUGUGUAUGUUUCCCGAGAGCGUAAAAUACAAAAGUUUUCUGGUAGUAGAAAGGCAGAUGAAGAUACAGUGGAGAAUUUUGUUGACAAUGUGAAAAGUUUGAUAUCAGCUAGGAAAAUGACCCAAAUUGAACAAACAGACUUUGUGUUAUCACUGUUGAAAUCAUCAGCGAAGGAAGAAGUCAAAUUGCGCCCUACAGCCGAACGUGACACUUCUGAUAAAAUCUGCAAUAUCUUAUUGGAGGCUUUUGGCGAGCGGAGAACCACACCACAGUUACUAAAGUCAUUCUACGAACGAAAGCAAAAGGAUACAGAAACCCUGAGGGAGUUCUCGCAUGCGCUGUGUGAGAUUUACAACCGAAUUUAUCCGCGAGACACCACCAUCAUACCUUCUCGUGAUCAGGCCCUCCGCGACAAAUUUGCUGACAACGUGAGAGACCCACUUCUACGGAAGGAAUUAAAGCGCAUGGUACGAAGCAACUCCAGCUCUAAGUUUCUAGAAGUACGAGAAGAAACUCUACACUGGGCGGAGGAGGAUGAAAAGAUGCGUCCUACAAAAAGAAAUGUAUCAAGUGAAGCAGUUUCAACCACACAGUCAAACAAAGAGAUGGAUAAAGUAUUGCAAGCCCUCGAAGAGCAGCGUAAGUCGAUUGAUAAUUUGUCCCAAACCCUUAUCUCCCUUUCCAGAUCCAACAAUAAUAUUCAGCGGCAUCAGGGAGGAAGAGGCGGCCGAAACCCCUCCCUCCGCGGUUUUGACGAAAGAGGGAACAGAAUUUGUUUUAAAUGCCAAGGAGUCGGACACAUUGCAAGAGAUUGUGUAAAUAAUACAAGUCAACGCCAGAAUGACGGCCUUCCCCCAUCCAAUGGCCCACCACGCAAUACUGCCCCACCCUCAUCGUAUGUCCAUAGCCAAGAUACAUCAGCGCCAAACGGUCUCCCUCCACAGUCGCGAGUCGGACAGUAGGAGGGGAAGGCGCAGACUCUCAUAGCAUACCAGAAAGAAUAAUUGGCAAGUGUCCUGUUGCUGUUGUGAACAUUGGAGGCGUGUCUGUAUCAUGUUUACUUGAUUCAGGCUCUGAGGUCUCUACUAUUACAGAAGAAUUCUUUAAUACUCAUUUUAAACCAAAGGGACAGGAACUACUUUCAACCAGUGGGUGGUUAAAACUGACAGCAGCAAAUGGGUUAGAAAUACCCAACCUUGGAUAUUUCGAAGUUGACAUUGAAGCUUUUGGCUUAAACGUGCCCAGACGAGGAAUACUGGUCGUAAAGGAUUCUGCCAAUGAUGCUAUGAGAGCACGGAAGAGAGACGUACCAGGUCUCCUUGGAAUGAAUGUACUAUGUGAAAUGGGACAAGUGUUAGCUAAGUUCGAGGGAACGGAAUUUUUAAGUAAAGUUGAUCCUGUAUAGUCACAGCCAAUCCAGGCUGCUAAACGUCGUGCGAAUACAUCAGUACGAGGUAUCGUUCGAGUUGCAGGAAAGCGUGCAGUACGGAUCCCAGCUAGUUCGGUAACAACAAUACCUGCCACUGGUUGGGGUGGUCAAGUGAAGUGCGAGAUGGCAAUGGUGGAACCAGUUGUAGGACAACAUUUGUCGCACCUAGUGGUACUCAACACCGUCGUGAGACCGUCAUCCCCCUUCUGUGCGAGAGUUGCAAAUCUAACCAAUGACGAUUUGUGGAUCCAGCCAAGGACAAGGAUAGGUGUUCUUCAUGCAGUCAGCAACAUCGAAAGUGGUGUGGAAUUCAAGAGAGUGUGA
This is a messenger RNA of Paramuricea clavata, 9141 nucleotides long. Lineage: Eukaryota; Metazoa; Cnidaria; Anthozoa; Malacalcyonacea; Plexauridae. The record is from the annotation of a GenBank genome assembly.